Molecule: messenger RNA, 665 nt
Organism: Tribolium castaneum (red flour beetle)
Lineage: Eukaryota; Metazoa; Arthropoda; Insecta; Coleoptera; Tenebrionidae
Gene: crok
Product: crooked
Exons: 3
Coding region: 121-564 (147 amino acids)
Biological process (GO): sleep; positive regulation of voltage-gated potassium channel activity; regulation of synaptic transmission, cholinergic
Source: RefSeq, a predicted model, not a curated record
GUCGCCCACCAAAUGAAAAAACAGUAAUCUGUAAUGUCGGCAAUGUGUAAAUUGUAAACACGCCUGUUUUUCGUUUAUUAAUUAAAACAAUACUCAAACCGUCCAAAAAUCACGUAGAAAAUGACGAUUUUAACGCAAUUCGUGUGCCUUACCACAGCCUUAGUUUUAUUUAUGUUUCUUCAAGAAGGUUGGGCAAUAAAAUGCUGGGAUUGUCGAUCAGACGCCGACCCCAAAUGUGCAGACCCCUUCGAUAACACGACGUUUGCAAUCACCGACUGCAAACAACAACGUCUAGAUUUUAUGCCCGAUGUUAAGGCAACAAUGUGCCGAAAAAUCCGCCAGAAAUUCCACGGUGUUUGGAAGUAUAUCAGAAGUUGCGCAUAUCUGGGGGAACCAGGAAUACAAGGGGACGAGCGUUUCUGUUUACUCAGAACAGGGACUUACAACAUAUUUAUGGAAUAUUGCACAUGUAACACCAAAGACGGAUGCAAUUCGGGGGCAAAGUUGCAAACCUCGCUUCUUUUGUUCUCUCUGCCGUUAUUUCUGUAUAUUAUUUUAAAAUAGUUGUAAGAUCUGACUAUUUAUUUUUUGUGUUCUUAAAAUCAAACCGUCCGUUUUUCACAUAUUUUGUAAGUUGUUUUAAUAAAUAAUCCGAAAAUAUGUAA